CUGUGCACACCGUCUUCCUGAACUAAGGUGUUCCAGAGAAACUACUGAACGGAGAGCUCCAUACUCUGCUGAUCUUCUGCACCUCACAAGGGGAGACUAUGAAAUUUACCUUCUGUUUGAGUGUCCUUGCUGGGACAUUUUUCUCCGCUCACUCAUCUGUGCAGAAAGAUGACCCUGCCCCCUAUUUGGUCUACCUCAAGUCUCACUUCAACCCCUGUGUGGGCGUCCUCAUCAAAAGCAACUGGGUGCUGGCCCCUGCUCACUGCUACCUACCAAAUCUGAAGGUGAUGCUGGGAAAUUUCAGGAUCAGAAUCAGAGAUGGGACAGAGCAGACAAUUAGCCCUAUCCAGAUUAUCCGCUACUGGAACCACAGUCAUAGUGCGCCCCAAGAUGACCUCAUGCUCAUUAGGCUGGCUAAGCCCGCCAUCCUCAACGAAAAAGUCCAGCCCAUUGCCCUCGCCACCAGCACCGUCAAGCCAGGCACCAUCUGCAUGCUUUCCGGUUUGGACUGGAGCCAAAACAACAAUGGCAGACACCCUGAUUUAAGGCAGAACCUGGAGGCCCCUGUGAUGUCCAACACAGCCUGCCAGGAAACCGAACAAGGAAAAAGCCACAGAAACUCCAUAUGUGUUAAAUUUCUAAAAGUGUUCAGUCGAAUUUUUGGGGAGGUGGCCGUUGCUACUGUCAUCUGCAAAAACAAGCUGCAGGGGAUCGAGGUCGGACACUUCAUGGGAGGGGAUGUGGGCAUCUACACCAACGUUCAGAAAUAUGUCAGCUGGAUUGAGAGCACCACUAAAGACAAAUGAGACCAUGUUUCUCCCUAAGCAUCCCAGUGGCCCUGCCAUGGACGAUACCAACCACAACUUACCCCAAAUUCAAAAUAAAACAUCCAAAUAGAAAUAUUUGGAUUUACCACACCA
This is a messenger RNA of Capra hircus (goat), 920 nucleotides long. It is a transcript of the gene PRSS37, whose product is annotated as protease, serine 37. The transcript is spliced from 6 exons. The coding region runs from base 99 to 806 and encodes 235 amino acids. NCBI's taxonomy places the organism in Eukaryota, Metazoa, Chordata, Mammalia, Artiodactyla, Bovidae. Gene Ontology annotation, cellular component: acrosomal vesicle. Gene Ontology annotation, molecular function: serine-type endopeptidase activity. Gene Ontology annotation, biological process: proteolysis; positive regulation of acrosome reaction. The record is from RefSeq and is a predicted model, not a curated record.